Meloidogyne enterolobii is the source of this 390-nucleotide messenger RNA. The record is from the annotation of a GenBank genome assembly. Lineage: Eukaryota; Metazoa; Nematoda; Chromadorea; Rhabditida; Meloidogynidae.
UUUUUAGAUAAAGGAGUUCUUCAAAAAUCAAUGCUUGACAAUUUAUUUCAAAUUUUUGAUUAUUCAGCUACCUUCUACAACGAUCUUCUCUCCAGUAUGGAUCUUGAACAUUUGAAAAUUGAUCAAUUUAUAAGAAUUAUGGAAAUUUCAGAAAGAUUUCGAUUAUUUGGACAACGACAUUUUGGCAAUUCUUGCUCAUUAAUAGCAUUAACACUAGAAAAUAAAUCGAAAUCUUUUUUUGCCCACUACCACAUGGAAAGAAUUGAUGAAAUACAUAUGUUUUUAGAAAGUGAAACAUUCACUCUUUGUCCUGUGUCUGUACAAUUUACUCUUUUUGAUUUACCAGUAAGUUUAUUUUCCUAUUGUAUAUUCAUUAACCGCUUAACAUGA